GGAGGUCUCUAAUGGCUGGACAACAACAACUGUGGGCGAGCGACAAACUUUCGCAAACUUCUACUGAGACGAAAGAAAGUUGGAAAUAGCGAAGCGUUUCGGUAGCACAGCAGUGUGUCCGCGUUUGUUUUGGUUUUUUUUUCUUUUCUCGUAGUUACAAAUGUGGAGUCAUUAAAUGGAUUCCAGAUAUGACAUCCCGCGGAGGGCCGCCGGUGGCAGCGGGGGCUCCGCGAGUUCCCCCGCUCUGGGGGCUCAGUCGCGCCGCAGGAAGAUGCCUCCAAGACCCGCUGAUUUUAAACUUCAAAUUAUCAUUAUUGGCUCCCGUGGUGUCGGUAAAACCAGCAUCAUGGAGAGGUUCACCGAUGACACUUUCUGCGAAGCUUGCAAGUCGACCGUAGGAGUCGACUUCAAAAUCAAGACUGUGGAGCUGAGAGGGAAGAAGAUCAGACUACAGAUAUGGGACACUGCUGGCCAGGAGAGGUUCAACAGCAUCACAUCAGCUUACUACAGAGGCGCCAAGGGAAUAGUGCUAGUGUACGAUAUCACAAAGCAGGAGACCUUUGACGACCUGCCCAAAUGGAUGAAAAUGAUUGACAAGUACGCCUCGGAGGAAGCAGAGCUUCUCCUGGUCGGGAACAAGCUGGACUGUGAGACUGAUCGUAUCAUCUCCAGACAGCAGGGCGAGCGGUUUUGCUCUCGAAUAAGUGGAAUGCGCUUCUGCGAAGCUAGCGCCAAGGAUAAUUUCAAUGUGGACGAGAUCUUCCUGAAGCUUGUGGAUGACAUCCUUAGCAAGAUGCCUCUAGAAGUUCCCAACAAUGAGCUUUCCAACAGCGUCCUGUCUCUGCAGCCUGAACCGGAAGUGCCUCCGGAGUUGUCACCUCCGCGCAUGCGCUGUUGCUGAGAGUCAGAGUGGUCCCCCAUCACAGACACACACACACGCACAUACAGCACACACACAUACAGAGUACCAACCUGGCCACCAGGGGGCAGCAAAUAGCAGCAGUUUGAAGUUACUAACUGUUGAUGUAAGAUGCAUGGACUCUCUCAACAACCAGUAUUAUCCUCCCCCGUUUCUUCUUCUCCUUUUUCGUAACUGUAAACAAUGACAUGAACUACACUAACACUUAGGCCUGGUGAAUCACCUACUAUCUACCACCCCUUUUUGUCUACACUUGAGCCAGACUACCUCAUUCCUCGGACUGUUAGGCUAGCUGUGCCCCGCAGGUGCCUUCGAGGUAGAGAGCCCACUGGUAGCAGCUGCACAUGGUAAAAGGAGGCUGAUUGUUGUGGGCCUUACAGCUUCCUGAUGAACACUCAUCACACAUACUGUACACUAAGUUUGACAUUGUCUGAGUUGCCCCGAUGGUCUGGUAUUUCUGCAUCAUCUAGCUUUCAGAGAAAGGGAUAACAACAUCUCAUGUCUCUUCAGCUUAGUUUAAAUUCUGGAUCUCGGUACAGUAGUUUUAUAUUCUUAUUAAUAGGUAUUAUUGCCAAGUGAGGAGUUGAUUUGAGGUAAACAAAAGCACAUGAUGUAAAUAUGGUGUGUUGCUGUAAUGACUGGACAAGGUGCAGAUGUUUGCAGCCAGCAGUAGGUGGUUGUGUCGUGGUGGAUCAUAUCAGUUUAUAUUCCUUUGCCUUAAAGUGUUAAAGUGGCUGGAUCGGCUUAUUUCACAUUUGUGUACAUUUUUAUGUUUUGCACUACAAUCCAUCUCACCUAGUUAAGCUGACACGCAGAAAAAAGAAAGUACACGACUUGUAAUUUAGUAAAGAUCAUUGAUCGACCUCGCUAGUGGCCGUUCUGAUUUCCCUGUUAAAGUGGGAUGGCGAUGCAAGGGGAGAUGGGUAAUGUAGUCUUUGAGGGAUUGGUGUUUUCACAGGGCCAUUUUCCAUGUGUGUUACUGGCUUUUAAGAGGAAGUAGAGCUAGUAGCUAGAGGACACACACAUGGUUUUAGCCUUUGUUUUGGUUAUGUUACUAAUAUUGCAAAGUAUUUUGUUUUUCCUCUGCAGCUUGGAGAAGAAUGUUUGAGUCUCCCUUUUGGAUGGGAAUAGAGCAGUAAGGUUUGCUUAGUAUUUGAAGGACUCAGGGCUCAUAUCUGCUCAUUUUGACAGGCUUUUGUUGCAGACUUGAUUUGAGUUUCAUUGCAAAUAUGAUGAAGAAACAUCUUCAUAUAAAAUCCUGCUUAAAGGGGGUGUUUGAGUUAAUAAGAAGAGGUCAGCAGAUUUUAAUUUAAGAUUUGGCCGUUUGUUACAGAGCAGUACGGGUGUAUCCCAGUACCUGUACAUUUUCAAUAAAAAACUAGGCUAUGCAUGUUAAGCCAUCCUGUGUUCAUAGAUAUUAAUACAUUUAAUUAUUCCGUCUUUUGUUAAAUUAAUGCAAUAUUGUAGCACUGUGCGUUCUUCUGUUUCGUUUUGUUUUUUUGAAGUAAAAGUCUGAUGGGGAGAAAGGACGAGUCAAUUUAAAGAACCUGAUCUAAAAUGAUCUAAACUAACUUGCCAUUGGUUAAUUCGUUGUUGUUUUUUAUUAAGUUUUAUGUUAAAGUCAACCUUCUGUGGACUUAAACUGGCACAUUAUGUAUUAUUGAAUAGUUCCAUACCAAAACAGAAAAAAUUGGGAUACCUUUUGCUAAAAAACAGUCUGUGACAUUCAAGCACAUCUUGAAAUAUGAUUACCAGCCAACAAACAACCAUACAAGUUAUCUGCAACAAUUUAUCUUGUGUUUUUACAAAUUACAAACUACUUUUGACAUUGUUAAGUAGCGUACAACUUUCAUUUGUCGCCCCCCUGACCAUUAGCAUUUGGCACUAACCCUGUGGUCUUUGUUUUAAUAGCCAAGCCUUAUACUACUCAUGUUUUGAAUAUACAUUUUAAGAAAUGCUUCUAUUUGAAAUGUGUAUCCUUUAAGAUGGAAGACUGUGCUUUGUAUUAAACCUGUUUUAAGUCUUUGAAAAAAAAGUUUUGGCAUGUUUAAAAGCAGAUUUGUGGUAUUUAUAACUUGUGGCAUUCUUGAACUAAUGCAAUGCAAUUAAAGAUAUCUAUAUUUAU
Molecule: messenger RNA, 3044 nt
Organism: Anoplopoma fimbria (sablefish)
Lineage: Eukaryota; Metazoa; Chordata; Actinopteri; Perciformes; Anoplopomatidae
Gene: rab12
Product: RAB12, member RAS oncogene family
Biological process (GO): protein secretion; cellular response to insulin stimulus; Rab protein signal transduction
Cellular component (GO): endosome; synaptic vesicle; plasma membrane
Molecular function (GO): GTP binding; GTPase activity
Source: RefSeq, a predicted model, not a curated record